AACGUUUGUGCGCGGCCCGUGUUUCCGGGGGGAAGCGGCCCCUUCCGGUGCGGCCGGAAGCGGUACUCCCAUGGUCCGGCGGCGGGAUGGCGGCGAAAGGGGCCGCGCUGCUGCUGCUGCUCGGGGCGGCAGCGGCGCCGGGCCCGGUGCGGGGCUCGCAGGGGGAUCGGGAGCCCGUGUAUCGGGACUGCCUGGCCCAGUGCGAGCGGCGCAACUGCUCGGGGGCCGGCCUGCGGCACUUCCGCUCCCGGCAGCCGCUCUACAUGAGCCUGACAGGCUGGACCUGCAGAGAUGACUGUAAAUAUGAGUGCAUGUGGCUUACAGUGGGGCUUUAUGUCCAGGAAGGUUACAGAGUGCCUCAGUUCCAUGGCAAGUGGCCCUUUUCCCGCUUCCUGUUCUUCCAGGAACCUGCAUCUGCCUUUGCUUCUUUCCUUAACGGACUUGCCAACUUUGUGAUGUUGACUAGAUACAAAGCAUCCGUCCCGCCUUCAUCUCCCAUGUACCACACCUGUAUCGCCUUUGCCUGGUGUGCUGACCACAACCCCAGUUCUCAUGGAGCCUGACCGGGGUCUCGGCUGUAAACAGCUGCCAUUCAGGACAUCCUUGUCAUGAAGAGCCUUCGAAAGAGAAAUCCUCCACAGCCCUGUUAUUCCUUUAUCCCCAGGGACUAAAUGGGAACUUGUGACAGAGCGAUUUAGACCCUAUUCAUGGGCAUUGAAAAUAUAAUUUCCUCCGCUUUGGGCUAAGGGAUGUGAGUGGCCGUCGUGCCUGGAUUGGUGAAUGUUUGCGCUGAUUUUUGCCGGGCUGCACAUGGUGGUUACGUCCAUCUCUGCAGUGCAAGACUGCGGACUGCUCAGAGUCUGAGGCAUCCUGAGGGACCAUUCGAUCAUCUGACCUCUAACACACACCAUAGAAUCUGAGCCCCAUUACUUGUGUUUGGCAACAGCAUCUCUUCCAAACGAGCAUCCAGGCCUGAUUUGAAGCUAGUUGGUUCUAAUGGUUAAUAACACGCACUGCUUUAAAAAAGAAAAGAGAGAUCAAUUGUCCUUUAUUAUGGGGUCCUAUUAUGAGGUCAUCCAAGAUGGCAACAAACCUGCUUCACUCCAAAUUCAAAGUUUUUUAAAAAGGUGAAUUGGUGGAUUAGCAAAAAUAAUUCCUGCUCAAUAGCUUGCCUACUUCUAGGACAGUGAAAGCAGUGUGCAAACUGCAUACGUGCACUGAGGACAGAUAGAUGGGGGAGUACACUACUCAGGUUUCCUUUAGGAUACAAGGAAACAUGACCUUGCACCUUGCCCAAAGGGGAUUAUAAAUUCCCCUUGUGUAUUGUUCCCAACCGCACAUUAUGGGGCAGAGUAAAGAGCAGUGCUCUUGAGUUAGCAAUGAAUAGUGCUGUGUGUACGUGGAAGAGAACAGACCCUCUGCUGUCACUGUCUGAGGCUGUGAAUUGCCAUUUUAAUGCAACUGAUUAACUUGACUCAUUCUGUAUUGUUGAGUUCCUUGGGUUGCAGCCUCCUAGACUUGCUGCAGGUGCUGUACUGUGUGGUGCUGGAUUAUCUGGCAGCUCUGUGGCAGCCUAGUACAGCAGUGCCUGUAAGAGUGCUGCUUAGUAUUCUGGGUUCUGUUGGAAAAUUGCUCUAUUUUAAUCCAGCCAGGCCAAAUUCUCCUGGGUUUCAUCAGUUAAAUCAGGACGAGCACCAGCCGAAUGAAUCGAGUUACUCUGGCUUACGCCUGCUGCUGAGAGCAGGAUUUGCCUCUUUUUGUCUGUUGCAAGAUGACUACGCGUCACUGCUCCAGCUUUCAGCACCAUGCUAUUCGAUAAUAUCAAUUUUCAACUGAUUAAACCAUGUUUGCUUCCUGGGUUUAUUAAUUUAGCCUUUGGCUUGGUUUUCCUUCCUCCUUGAAAUGCGAUUUAUUUCUUACAGCUCCACGGAGGGUUUUUUCCCCCUUUGUUCUUAUUCUUCCAUUACCCAGCUGUCAUCUACGCCUUAAACAUUUCGUCUUCCUUUAACUGCCUUGUCUGGCUCCUUCACAGUGUCCCUAUUGACUUUCUUUUGUGAGUUUGCUAGAACCUGGUAGAAGGACUUUUACUCAGAUGGUCACCCGGUUAUUUGUCCCCGGUAGCCAGGGCUCUGUCACUGAGCUUACGGUUGGAACUUCACAGGUGCAUAGAACUUACCCUGGUCCAUUAAAUCAGGAUUCUGCCUCCAGCCGACGCCAACACCUGAUGCUUUAGGGGAAGGUGGAAAACGCUCCUGGCUAACCGUGCACAGUUGCAUGUGGUGGGGAGUUUUCUUCCUGACCCUGUGGUUGUCAGUCUGUUCCCUGAAGCAUGAAAUUUGAUUUACUCUCAGUGCAUCAUUACUGAUGAUAUCGAUCAUAAAGUUGUCCAGCCCUCGUCUUGGCCUUUUAAAUCUUGUAACGGUGCUUGUGUUGUCUGGCCCUAUGCCUGUGCGUUAGGGAACUGGUCUUAUGAGAUGCUGAGUGUUGUCAGCUCCCUUGGACUUCAGUACAAGAGCAGGCCCUAGGUGGAGGGUUGGCUGGUAUCUGUGUAGAACAGGCUUGUGUUCAACAGUGUUUUGUGACUGUUGUGAUUCCAGUGCUGGAUACAGGAAAGGAUUCUCUCAUAGGCUUUGUCGGCACUGGGAGUUGGAAUGCUAUUAACUAUACAAUCUGAAAUGCAAAGGCCCUAACUCUUAAAGGUAUCUAGAGUUCUCCUCCCGGCCUGACUCCUAGGGGGCCUGCUGCCCAGUGCAACUCUCAGCCAGAGCAGGGCACGCAGUGCAUGGGGAGAGCUGGGUGCCUCAGGAAAGGAUUUUUUUCAGCCUCUGGCUAGCUGGGUGGGGAGCUGCGUAAGCUAGCUGAGGAGAGAGACUUAGGCACUGAAGGGGCUGGCUUGGUGCACACAGUCUGAGAGAAGUGCCUUCGUCUGCCCAGGAUCCUGGAGGUAAGGGCUGACCUGGCUUAGGUGCCUAAGUCACAUGUGCCCUAGCAGCCAAAUCCCUGUCUCUUUGUUUCCUGUUUCACUGGACACUUCUUCUCACUCUUGCUCUGCAUUACCCUGUACCCCGACUGUCUCGUGUGGAUGCUCUGCAGCCUCUCCACCGAUUGGCUGGCUGCCUCCAGCCCUCCUGAUGUCGGGGGGCAGGUAACAGGUGUUAGGUGUGCUGGGAGCACGCCUGCAGGACCAGGCUCUGCUGGCGAAAUUGGAGUUCCUGCUUCUGGGCUUCGGCUUGAACUAGGGCUCUGAGCAGCUGUCGGGCAAGGUCAGUGCUUUGCAAAUGCAGCUGUGGAGCGGCCGUUUUGAAAAUGUCAGUGGCACCUAAAAUGGUGGAUGUAGGCGGCCGUGUGCCUCUUUAGGUGCCUGGGUACCUUCUAAGGAUCUGAGCCCAAGUGUGGACAAGGACUGUUGUGUGCUUAAGUCACAAUGAGACUUGAUGUGGGGUGGCAGUUUAUCCUACACCUGCCUCUGCAGGACACAUGGACCAUGGGUCUGGCCCACUCUUGGCAGUUGAAUGUGUUUAACAUUGUGUGGGCCGGCUGGGGUUAAUCCCAGUGUCCUAUCAAGAUAACGACCGGCUGACAUGCUGUUAAACACCACAGCAUUCGCUGGAGACCAGGACUAAACUGUGUUUGAUACGGGGUGGUUAACGCAUGUUCUAACACUGGGUAGCUUUCCAAGUGCAGCCCAUCUCUUCGUGCAGUGUUACCACGGGAGGUGCAGCGAAGUCAUGUGGGGUGGAGAUGGCAGCUGAUCCAGGCGUAGCAUUGUAGGAAGUUGUACUACAGCGUCUUAGCAGAGCCUACAAAGAGGCAUAUAUGGGAGCGCCACCAAAAUUUGACAACCUUUGGAUCUGCUUAUCAAAGCACCUGCAAUUACCGUUCUAGGGCAGGCCAGGCACCGUUAAUAGUGAACAAAGGCUGCUCGUUUGUCUCCAGAGCAGGGGAGGGCAAACUUUGUGGCCCGAGGGCCACAUUGGGAAUAGAAAUUGUAUGGUGGGCCAUGAAU
Molecule: messenger RNA, 4006 nt
Organism: Mauremys mutica (yellowpond turtle)
Lineage: Eukaryota; Metazoa; Chordata; Testudines; Geoemydidae
Gene: PGAP3
Product: post-GPI attachment to proteins phospholipase 3
Exons: 4
Coding region: 87-563 (158 amino acids)
Biological process (GO): GPI anchor biosynthetic process
Cellular component (GO): endoplasmic reticulum membrane
Molecular function (GO): hydrolase activity, acting on ester bonds
Source: RefSeq, a predicted model, not a curated record